UGUCUGUUGCUACAUGUAAACAAGAUGGCGGAGAAUAACAUAUUUUGAUUUUCGUUAUUUGAACACAUUUUAUAGUCAGAAGCAUGGAAGAAAGAGACUUAGAGUUUAGAUCUGUUUAAAAAAUAUUAGAACGAUUUUAGACUUUAAAGAGCUACGUAGACUUACUAGAUAUAUCAACGCUUAGAUCUACUUCAAACAUGUUUGCAAUUUUCAAUUAUUUUGUUUUUUGAAUUCUGCACUCUGCAGGAACACAGGAUAUUGAAAAUAAAAUGUCCGACCCUUCUCCAUCACAAAUAGCAACUGACGAGGACAGUGAUAACAACGACUUGAACUCAGACAUUGAGUCAGUAGAAAUAAAUUCUAGUGAUAUUGAAAGUCAAAACCUACCCGAUUUCAGCUUAGAUAUAGAAAAGUCACUCACCAAUGAAGCUCAAAACCAACAUAUUUCUAUCCUACAACAAGAAGAGUUUUAUACUGAUGAAGGUCCGCCAAUAGAGGAUGAGGUGGCAGAGAAAGCUCUGCAAGAAAUCCCAGAUGCAUCAAGUCAGGAAGAUAAUGUUUUCAGUGAGAUCAAAGAGUUUAUCCUUACAAGGCAGUCUGCCUCAAGGUCAGAAAGCUCUGCCACAGAUUCUGACUGUUUUCCUCAUGCCAAAACUUCUAGUCAGUUUUCUUCAAUUCCUUUUGGGAUAAUACCUAAAGCAAGUUAUGAACAUGAAAAUAUGUGCUCAGACAUAAUGGGGGUGACAUAUAAUGAAAGGAUGAGGCAGUUUAUUAUUUUAGAUGGUAAAGGAAUGACAACUUGGAAAAGAGAUGCAGUGGACAGACGAGUAAACAGAGUGCUCCAGUAUCCAAAAUAUGAAUAUCGAUUGAUCAUACAUUUAGUCUAUGCUAAGAAGUAUAACUGCUUCUUUGGACUAGGUAGAGAUUUCUCUAUAAAGGUAUUCAACCGAGAUUUUAUGGAGACAUGCUCUGUUAAUGCUGAUCUUAGGUCUGUGAUUUUCAUGAUUUUUAAUCCUUUGAGAGAUGAGCUUAUCACUGGAGGAGUUGGGGGAACAAAGGUGUGGCAGUUUCAUCAACAGCCUGGUAAAGCCUUUGGGUCAUUAAGACCUUUAGCAAAUUAUGGUCUGUCUGUUAAGUAUGAGUUACCUCAUGUUGGUGGUGGGUGGGUGAAGAGGGUGGAGCUUGAUUACCACUUGGAACACUUGUAUUGCUGCAGUGAUACCAGUCUUCACGUCUACGACCUCCAAGGGAAAGAACUUUUAAAAUAUGAAAGGGCUCACUCAAUGACCAUAACAGGAUGCAGGUUCUCUAAGAAUGCUAAUUUCCUAGUGACAUCAUCAGUUGAUACUGAAGUCAAAGUCUGGAGUCUGGUUGGUGGCCUGGUGCAUACAUUUAGGGGACACUCUAGAGCUGUAACAAACCUCAUUCUGCAUCCUUUAACCUCCAGCAUCAUCAUCACAAGUUCUCUGGAUGGAAGCAUCAGGAUGUGGUCCUUGGAUACAAUGGAAUGCUUAUAUAGUCUAGUUGUGUCAGUGGAAGGAGUGCUAUGGAUGGGACAAACUGAUGACAAUCUACUCUAUCUUUGCACUCCAAGAACACUCACCCUGUGGAACAUUAACUACUACACCCAGUUCUGGGCCCUUGCAAGGAGUCCUGUCACGCACAUGUCACUGCAUGGUUCAAAGAACAAAUCCACAAGACUUUUGGUUGUUUCUGAAGAUAGCAGUGUCCGCCUUAUGGCUCGUAGCAGCAAGAAAAACCUGAGUACAGUUCUUCCCCCACCCUGUAUAUCCCCACUGGAGAAAGUGUUGAGUGUGAGCUACAGCAGGGACCAGAACACAAUGUAUCUGCUGGUUGACUCACGAGAGAUCUGGGUUUACACUACCAGAACUGAUCCAUCCUGUCGAAUUGCCACAUGGGAAGUGUCAGAGUUACAAACUAAAAUUAAAAAAAGCCAAUUGAGACCAGAAUCUGUAGACAAUGUUGCCCCUGUUCGCUUUACUUUCAACAGACAGCCAAUUCCUCACAGGGCAACAGAGAGUGGUUAUGGUGGAAGCCAACCUAUUAGCAGCUGCUGUUGCCUUGCAGUUUUAAAUUCCACUGCACUGUUUUGGACUGCACAAGGAAGUCAGUGUACUGAUCAGGACUCAUUUCUGCUUCUUGGACUUGAGGAUGGCAGAAUAUUGUUUAUGGAUUUGGUUGUCAAGGGUCAAAAAUAUAUGGAACUCAAAACAGGCAAAGAUCCUGUGCUAGAAAUAAGGCAUGAUUUGGCUCACAACAGUCUCACCACUUUAUACAAGGUCAAAGGCAUGAUGCUUAUUCAUGUUUGGAGUCUUCCUAACCUUGAGUUGAUGCAUGAAGUUUACACAGCACCAGAUCUUACAUCAUAUGCAAGAUUGAAUGAUUAUAUUAUGACAGGAUACACAAGUGGUUGUGUGAUAUUUACACAUCUAGAAAAAGCAGUUGAUGUUGGACUGCACAAAGCUAGAAUGCUGCCCCCUGUGGAAGAAAUUCUUGAAGUUCAUCACAAACCAGAACACAACUCUUCUGUCAUAGCAGUUGAUGUUUGUGUUGCACUGAAGCUCUUCUGUUCUUGCAGCAAUGAUGGCACCAUAAAAAUAUGGACUGAAGAUCAAGCAAUUCUUACAGAAAUAAUGAUGGACACCACUCUUUCCUGCAUCUGUUUUUUAAACAAUAUGGCUGACCUGGUUGUUGGCUUUCAGAAACAUAUUUUUUUCAUAGACCAUACAAAAGUUUGUCCUAAUGUAAUUCUACCAGACUCUGAUGUAGACUCAUGUGACAAAGAAUCUGUUAUCUAUGAAGACCCUUCUGUCAUGUUUGAAGGCAUCAUUCCAUAUCCUGACCCCAUGACUCUAGACAGCUAUUUGGUUCCAUUUGAUAUUGAAUUUUCCAAUGAUUUCCUUGAAGGCAAGAUGCAGAAUCAGCCAGAACCUGAAGUACAGGAAAUUUCUGAAUCAGAGUCUCGGGCAUCCAUGGCCCCAACAGAAAUCUACUUUUCUCCUGAGGGAACCCCCCGCAGACGUCUUUCUUUAAUUGACUUGACUGUGAACUCAGACAUCUCUAAAGAAGAACUGUUCAACUACAUGGAGAAAACAAUGGAGCAUUUAGCGGAAAAAGAGAAGAAAGACAAGAGACAAAUGCUUUUUGAGCACAAACGUGAAACAGAGAGUAAAACUUCUGCUCUGAGAAGAAAGUUACAACUUAGGCAGAAAAGAAUGAAUAAGACUACUCAAGAGAAUGCAUUGGAAACAGGGGACAUUAUCAGUUUAAAAAGAGAACAGACUGAGUUAAGGUUCUCGUUUCCAAAGUUUGGAAAGUCUCCAGGACCAACACCAGAGCCAUCUCAGCCUCCUACGCCGGAUUUACUGGACCUUGAGGACAUGAGUGCUCAAGAUGAUGUUACUGUAAAGGACUCAUCCAUGCAGGAGACAUUUAAACUUGAUGAUAAACAAACAGUUGAAGAAGAUGAAAUUAGCAAAUUUUUACGAGCCCGAAAAGAGUCUAAACCUGUUCAAGCACCUAAAGCUGAGUCUGUUGCCCCAAGAAAGAAGUUUGGCCUGAGUGGUAUCAGUAUUGAUGCAGAAACAUUGAUGAAGGACACCAAAACACCUGUUAAAGCCAAGGUCAUGACCAAUUUACCUGGAAGAACACCUGAACCAGUUCAGAUAAAAAAAGUUGAACCUGAACCCACAACAGUAGAGAAAAAAACAAAGAAGGAAAAAAUGAAACAGAAAAGGUUUGUUGAACACAAAAGACAGAAACAGAGGCAGCAGAAGGAGAAAGACAUGGAUGCAACAGAGGCGCCAACUCAGAUGCAGGCUUUGGAGUUAAAAGAAUUGCAGCUAAAUGCUUCUGGAGAAACCAGCCUUGAGGUUACAGAUGUUAGUCCAACAGUUGAGCCCUUGGAGAGAGAAGAAUCAACACCUGAGUCAGAAGAUGAAGAACCAAACUUUGGUCAUGACCAGUUUGUUGCCCCUAGUGGCCAAUCUUCAGAGUUCUCUGUUCAUCUUACAGUGCCUGAGUUACCAACCCUUCCACUUGAGCAGAAACCUGUUGUAGUUCCUAAGCUUUCAACCACAGAGGCAAAGGCAGCUUUGAUGCAAAAGUUGAAUAAAAAGACCACUAUGGAUUUCUCUGGGAUCAACAAAGUUCCAAAAGAAAGUGGGAAUGAUGCAGAUCAGAAUUACAAGCAGGAUUCAGUAGGAGCUUCCCAGCAAGUACAGAGAAACAAUACAGAGCCAUUGGAGAAAAAGGCUGAUGAUGCUGUGAUAGAAACCAGAUCUUUUGAUAAUGUUGAACUUAAAGAAAGUAUCUUGAAAGAGAAGGUUUCUUCUGUCAAACAAAUGGAAACCAAGGAACCACAACCAACAGCUGUUAAACAAACUGAACCAGUAGUAAAACCUGAACCUAGAAACAUCCGACAAGAAACUGUAAUCAGAGCUGUUGAAAGCCCUGACCUGUACGAUACUCAGAAUCAGUCAUUUGUCAGCUUUCCAUUUAUUGAUUUGUCAUUGACACCAGAACCAGAAUUGGACCCUUCUCAGAAGGAGAAAUUUCAACCAAGAUAUCUUUCUACACCUGGAUUGGACUUUUUUAUUGACCAAUCUGAAAGCUGGGACCAGAGGAAACAAGUAUCAGGAAUUGCAGAAGAAGACUUGGCGUCUGUAGAAUAUCUAGAGCCUGGGACACAGAAUAAAUUCAAUGUCCAGAUUCAUUUAAAUGACCAGGAGAUGAUUGAUCUAAGAAUGAAAUCAGCAGGCCAGAUGCAUGGUGAGAACUUGCUGACAGAUUCAGAGAUGUAUGAGCUCUGGGCCAGACCAAAGACUUCUGUGGAGAAAACCAAGUCUGGAAAAGCAAAUAUACUUGGUGCUGAAGUGCCUGAGCUUCAAGGUCAUCCCAAAUUAGCCAUGUCAGAUUUUCAAACAGAGCUUGAGCUUAUUUCUGAGCUGCCAAGGUCACAAAAGCAUUUGCAGGCAGCUUUUGAGGCUGCUAUGAAAAAAUAUCAGCGAAUGGCCAGGGCUGGUCUAGUAAGUGAAAAACUGUAUAAAAAUGAUGAUCAGGACUUUGCAGACAACUGGCAUGAAAGGCAAAUUGAAAGACACAUGCUGUUGAGAAUGCAGAAGGAGCUGAGGAUAUUAAAUGUGCACAAGAAGAGACAACUCUUGGAGCAAAUUAAAAUGGAGCGAACAAAGCAACAUAUUCUGAUUGAUCACAUGACUGGCAAGAGGAUGUACUACUCCCAUACUGCACCAGCUAUACGUCAGAGACUCCACACCACAGAAGAGAGCAGACAUGCUAUCACAAUACCAGUGCCUUCUCCAGCCACCUCCCGACCCCACACAGCCUCUCCUUAUUAUGAGGAUCACAUGGUGGCAUCCCCCAAGUUGCUUGAGCAGGCUGACAUCCCACCACCAACACCUUCACUACAGCAACAGAUUCAGCAGGCGCUGGAUUACAGGAGCAGGCAGCAAGAGCUAGAACUUAACCAAAGAGAAAAAACAGAACUUGGUCAUAAGCAGCCUUUCAGGUAUAGGCUGAGUGAUUCAAGAGAAUCAAAGAAACAUUUUAGAACUAGUCAGGAAAUGCCGUUAGAUUUCAAUCCAUGGCAAAUUGACCCACGUAACCCUAAAGCUUUAAGGCCAAAAUCAAGCAAAUCUAUUCCUAGUAAAUGCAAGUACUUUGCACUGCUCACUAAGCCAAAGAUAGAACUUAAUUAUCCAAUACCUUCUCCUUUGGAGGAGCAACUUUUGGCUGAACGUUUCCCUGAGCAGGGAGAGAAAGUUUUCAAGGUUUAUGAAGGAUAUUUAACCAGGUCACCUCGUCGAGCGAUGCUUGGAAUCAGCUACAGCCCUUAUGAGCACCAGCUUUAUGGCUAGAAACUGUUCCAGUUAACUAGUCCUUUAUUAUUUAUGGUUAGUUAGUCAAUUAUUUUCUUAGUUGUUCUUGUGCUAGAACAUUUUUUUAAAAAUAUUUCUUUAAGUUACCUCCCAUGGGAAGUACAACUAGUUAACUUAUACUUAGAUUAAUUGUCAUAAAAAACCUAGGUUGUUAAUAUAAAAUUUUGCAACAUAUUGAACAUUUGUCUUUUCACUAUAUUUCCAUUAGUUCCUUGUACAAUUUACUCUAUUUCAAUGAAAAAUAAUUUGUAAUUAGCUGUCACUCAGUGAUGGUAUUAAAACAUUUCGUUUUUUGGAUUACAGCUAUGUCUGUACGUUUCACUAACAGAACUUUAAAAACUUACAUUUUGUAGCUAAGAUUGUUGAAGGACUUGACUCUACAAAAUAUAUUCAUUUAUUGAUUUACUACACUGCUGACAAGUUUUGAAACUUAGAUUUGAAACAAAAAAAGAUUAUGUACAAUUUUGUAUCACUGUUGUUCUUUUAGUCUUACUGUAACCUCAGCAUUUUUUCAGUAUUUAAAAUUUAUUUGUGUUCCCAAAACUAUGUUCUGCCUGUCUUUCUACACCAUCAGAUGCACACUAGCUGUUGUAAAUGUUGCUAUCUUUUAUGUAAUUAUCUAAUUAUGUAAGUAUCUUAUUGUUGUUCACAGUGCUAUCUAUAGCACUGCUUUUUUUUGUCUCAUUGUCUAGACUUGCAUGACCUAUUUUUUUUUUCUGAAGUAAUUGUUCUUUAUAUAUAUGUUGUAUAUUUUUAAAAUGUGUUGGCUGCUAUGUACCUUUUUUAACUCUUUCAGUGUGGCGUUACUCUCAGGGAGUAACUUUGCUAGCACUGGUGAGAGCAGCGUUACUCUUAGGGAUUAACUUGGUAUAUAAUAUUUGUUUCACUAUCUUUAGAACUGUUUAUUUCUUUUUUUUUUAUUUUUUGGAUGUGAGUGUGAUUGUUCUUUGAUUUGGUUGUAAAUUGGAUGCGGACCAAGACAUUAAAAAAAAAAUGACAUCAUUGUGUAAAUGGUUAUGCUAUUUUCACUUCAUAUCAUGGGACCCAAAAGAUUUUAAAUAAUACAAUUUCUUAAUGCAUUUUUUUCAUCUUUUAAAAAAUUUGAAGUGACAAAAUGUGUUUAAGGUUUGUGAUUUUUCAAUAUUUAUGGAUUAAUUAUAAGGUUAUAUCCAAUUUUAAAUACAUUUUUUAUAUAUUCCUUUUUCUGUUCUCAGUUUAAACUUGUUUAUGGAAAUAUUUUCUUCAGUAAUUUAUUUUAUUUAUUUCACUUUUCUAGCAUAUUCAUUUUCCUUUAAAAUAAAAUAAAAUAAGUUAUAUAAAAAAUAAAACUCUUACCCUUUGCAAAUUUGUGUUCAUUCCAGAAAACCCCUUUUUUUAUCAAAACAAUAGGCACUGAAAGAGUUAAAAAAAGAAUAAUAUUAAAACAAUGAAAACAAAUUGUAAUGUGCCACCUGUUUGGUUAAUUUGAUACUUUGGCUUUUGUGAUGAAUUUUUAUGUAAUUGAUGCAAGGCAGUAAAUUGUGCUAAAGGACCAGCAAAUGUCUCAUGGUAAUGUAUAUAGUGUAUAUGUCAUUUAUUUCAAUUCAUUAUUAUUGUAUAAUGAUGAUUUUAAAAAGUAUAUUUGUGAAAGCAUACAUUUUUUUUCAGAUUAUUGACCUUACUGUAUUAGAUGCAAAGAAAGACUUAAUAACAAUUAACAAUUAACUUGAUUAUCUUGACAUUCCAUUUCCUUGAGUGCAUACUGUCUCCUUCAGCUCUUCACUGACCUCUUUUUACACAGCCAUACCUUACACACUUUCCUAGCUGUUUACUUACUAAGAACCUACACUAAAGGUCAACUAGUUUGUCCAUACACAGUCACACACAAUACACUAGUAGUCACUCAAACACACUUACUAUCACACUUACCAUGAAGAAAUAGCUACAUUUUUUGCUUGAUUAUUUAUUUUCAGAAUGUGAAAUAGUGUGAAGUUAUUUGAAAUAGUUUCAAGGAUAUACUGUUAAUUCCAAAUCUUUUUUUUUUUUACACCUUAGAUUUCUGGAAACAGUUGUUGAAUAUUAAGAUUUAUAUUAAUGAUAUUAAUGAAUUUACUGAUCUGUGAUAUUUUGUGUGGUGCUAUAAUAAGUCUUAAUUUAUAUUUGAGUUGUAAGUUUCUGACAAUUCCUUCACAAAAUAAAGAUUAUUAAUUAAAUCCUAGCACAAGCUUCUUCCUGGGUGCCAGGGGGUGGGCAGAGUUUAAACUCUUGGCCAUUGUGACCAGGGUCUGAAGCAAAUACCUCCUUGCAACACAGACAAUUUAUGUAUCAAGAUCAGUGAACAUAUGAUGUCAAGAGGUCCUCCAGGUGACCUAAAUAAGUUCUCCAUGUGACCUUAAUAAGUGUUGUUUUCAUACAAAAUUAUUAAUUUGUUUCUUCUCUCAAGUGCUGAAACAAAAAUCAAUUUUUAAUGCAAUUUAUUGCGGCCGUUCAAGGGACACAUUUCUGUUAAAUUUGAAUUAUUGCUAUAGAUCCAUUUCUAAAAAGAUAAUUAAGUUAAAAAAAAACAAAAUUAUUACCAAUGUUUAAAAAAUAAACAGUAUUAAAUUGAAAUACCUAUUUUCACCUUUAAAGGUGAACUUAAAUGUAUACCCUUUUUGCAGAAGGCGCUGUAACUGUGAUGCAACAUAAUCGGUAAUCGGCUCAAAACAUUUUCCUGCAGAAAAUAUUUCAUUUCGUUAAAUUUGAAUCCUUCUCAAAAGAAUAUGAAAUCAGAUUAAUUUUACCUCAGAAUGAUCAAAAUUCAAGCCAAGGCACUUACCAUUGUACCAAACAGGCCCUGCAAUGUUUUAGUCCUAAAGAAAUAGUCACUAUAGACAUAAGUAUCAUGCAUUUCUCUGAUUAGAAUGAAUCACAUAAAUUGUUUAGCAGACUUUUGGGGAGGAGCUUCCAGUGCAGUAGCUCAGUGCUUGUUACAUGGGUGAAUACUAUGUGGGAGAAUGGUACAGUGCAGGGGAUGCUCCCACAUUACAGAAAACAAAGAAUGGGAAAGUAGAAAAGAAAAAGUGUGGGGUGGGGGGGGGGUACUGGUUAACAAAAUGUAUAAUGCAGUGGCAACAAAUCAACAAGCUUUGCCAUUUGUUUUGUGUUAGUAAAUUAGAAUAAAACUCUUUAAGGUGCGUAAUACUCAGAUACCUUGGUCUCAGUGAUCUAUCUGAAUAUGCAAUUAAAUGUUCAAGGGUAACAAUUAGUUAUGUACAAUUAUAUUUUGAUUGUCAUUACUAAAUAAUCUAAAUGUAUCAAUAAAACUUGUGGAAACAAAAAAGAUAAAUGUCUGUUUAUUA
Molecule: messenger RNA, 9238 nt
Organism: Biomphalaria glabrata
Lineage: Eukaryota; Metazoa; Mollusca; Gastropoda; Planorbidae
Exons: 40
Coding region: 270-5897 (1875 amino acids)
Molecular function (GO): protein binding
Source: RefSeq, a predicted model, not a curated record